Huiozyma naganishii CBS 8797 is the source of this 1011-nucleotide messenger RNA. RefSeq names its product Myg1p (gene MYG1). Gene Ontology annotation, cellular component: cytoplasm; nucleus. The record is from RefSeq and is a predicted model, not a curated record. The transcript has a single exon. Bases 1 to 1011 code for a protein of 336 amino acids. NCBI's taxonomy places the organism in Eukaryota, Fungi, Ascomycota, Saccharomycetes, Saccharomycetales, Saccharomycetaceae.
AUGCAAUUGAAGAAGAUCAAACUGGAAACUAUGGUGAAACAAAUAUGUACUCAUAAUGGAUCCUUCCACGCGGACGAAUCUUUAGCAGUGUAUAUGCUGCGCUUGCUCCCAGAAUUCAAAGACGCUAAAGUUGUCAGGUCUAGAACCCCAUCCGACUGGGAGGAAAGCGACAUUGUUGUUGACGUUUCUGCUCAGUACGAUGGUGUGAAGUAUUUUGACCAUCAUCAGCGCGAAUUCACGGAAACUUUUUCCGACAAAUACAAGACAAAGCUAUCCUCUGCUGGCCUCGUGUACAAGCAUUACGGGCGCGACAUCAUCAAGUGUAUUCUUGACGGUGCAGUGACUUCUGAUGCCGAUUUGGAGGUGCUUUACCAGAGAGUGUACGAGAAGUUUGUCGAGGCUCUAGAUGCCAACGACAAUGGGAUCAACAAGUACGACGUUGAAGAAUUGGGCGUCCAACCCAAAUUCAAUGACAACGCCAUUUCUAUCCCGGGGAUAAUAUCCGGGUUCAACCCUAACUGGAACGAGGACUCCUCAGCGGAAGCCUUCGACAGAGGUUUCUUCAAAGCAAGCGAUUUCAUUGGUAAAAUCUUCGUCGACCUUGUUACUGGGUACGGUAAAGCGUGGUUGCCAGCUAAAACUUUGGUGAGAAAGGCCAUCGAUGGUAGAAUGGACGUUGACAAAUCCGGUAAGAUCAUCCUCUUCGACCAGUUUUGCCCCUGGAAGGAGCAUCUGUACAACGUCGAAAAGGAACUGAAUUUGGAAGGUGUCAUUGAGUUUGUCAUUUUCCAGGAUUCCAUGGGUUCAUGGAGAGUGGCCACUGUCCCAGUCUCCUCCACCUCUUUCAAAUUUAGAAGGGGUCUGCCAGAGCCUCUAAGAGGCUUAAGAGACGCCGAACUGAGUGAAAAAUCUGGUGUCCCCGAUUGUAUUUUCAUUCACGCUGCAGGAUUCAUUGGUGGUGCCAAGCAGAAGGAAUCCGCAUUGAAACUAGCCCAAAUGUCUCUGGAAUAG